AUGGCGGACGAACCAGAAAGUAAUGRGGAUGAUGCAGAAUAUUCUAUUAAAGAGGGAAAACAUGUUAUUCUCAGGCUCAAUAAGCAUAUAAAGGUCGUCCAAGUACAACGGGAUAGAAAAAUUUUUUUUGAGAAGCUUCGCUUUGUUAUCAAUGAAGCUAUUGGUUGUCCACUUGGCUCUGUAUUUGAGGUGAAAAGAGAUACUUUGAGUAGAGUAAAUCCAGAUGAAGACGUAGACGAGCUGCGAUCGACAGAAAAUGGAGAUAAGGGAACUGUUUACCAUGCAAUAAAAAGUGAAGGAGUGACACAGAAACUGUCGAGAGAAGACGUCGUUUCAUUAAAAGCCCAAGGAGCUACUGGAAAGGAUAUUGUAGAUCAACUAGUUGAAAAUAGUGCAACAUUCAAAGACAGAACAGAAUUUUCAAAAGCAAAGUACAGAAGUAAGAAAACUAAAAAAUACAGUGCAAGGAUAUCUGUUCUCAAGCCAUCAACAUCUCUAUUAUCUGAGAUGUAUUAUAACUCAAAAGUUUCUCAUAAAGUAUGCGAGCUAAGACCAGAUGCACUCUCUCAAAUAUUAACCCUGGCAAAUAUCAGAGCAACAUCKAACAUUAUGGUAAUYGAYCAGUGUCAAGGACUUGUAYCAGGAGCAGUUCUGGAAAGAAUGGGUGGUUAUGGAAAUAUUGUACAAAUCUAUACUGGUGAUUUUCCAUUUAGGCUUGCAAUGGACUAUUUUGAUUUUACACCAGAAGUUCUUGAAACAGUACAUGGCUUUCCUCUAAGUAAAUUGUACAAUAUUGAAGAACCAGAUCCAGAGUCUAAGGAAGAAACUGUAGAAAUAUGCAAAGAUGCAGUCAUGGACAGCCAGGAUACWGAAACAAAACAAGAGGAAACCUGCUCCGAAGAUAAAGAAAAGAAGGAAAGAAGGGAAGGACCUAUGAAAGAAGAGGAAAAAAUAGCAAGAAGAAACAAAAGAAGACAAGAAGAAUUAACGGCAAAAAAUAUGCUUCAAAAUAAACACAUGGAUGGACUUGUUGUUGUGUGCAAGUUCCAUCCUAGUACUGUUGUACCAUUGCUCCUGGAUUAUGUUGCACCUUCAAGACCAUUUGUAGUGUACUCUCAAUACAAGGAGCCACUUGUAGAGUGUUACGGUGAUUUACGAAGUAGAGGUGGUGUUGUCAAUCUACAGUUAACGGAAACUUGGUGGCGACAUUAUCAAGUUCUUCCAGGACGGACACAUCCGUUAGUAACGAUGGAUGGGUCUGGAGGGUAUCUUUUGUCUGGUACAACAGUCGAAAGGCCCGUAAAGAUAACGUCAAUUCCAGAAAAACAUAAAACAAGUGAAGCAACUGAGGAUUCGACACUAGAACCGCCAGCCAAGAAAUUGAAAGACGAUGUAUAAUAAUUGUUAUAUUGAAAUUAAAGACUCGGCUUUUAUAAUGRUUA
Exaiptasia diaphana is the source of this 1442-nucleotide messenger RNA. RefSeq names its product tRNA (adenine(58)-N(1))-methyltransferase non-catalytic subunit TRM6. The record is from RefSeq and is a predicted model, not a curated record. Gene Ontology annotation, biological process: tRNA methylation. NCBI's taxonomy places the organism in Eukaryota, Metazoa, Cnidaria, Anthozoa, Actiniaria, Aiptasiidae. The transcript is spliced from 13 exons. Bases 1 to 1398 code for a protein of 465 amino acids. Gene Ontology annotation, cellular component: tRNA (m1A) methyltransferase complex; nucleus.